Molecule: messenger RNA, 1287 nt
Organism: Homalodisca vitripennis (glassy-winged sharpshooter)
Lineage: Eukaryota; Metazoa; Arthropoda; Insecta; Hemiptera; Cicadellidae
Product: anionic trypsin-2-like
Exons: 6
Coding region: 82-858 (258 amino acids)
Biological process (GO): proteolysis
Molecular function (GO): serine-type endopeptidase activity
Source: RefSeq, a predicted model, not a curated record
UCAGUAACAUCAAUGGAUCUGGCUUUGAUAACAGAACACAAGUUUGUGCGAUGUGUGGAGUGCUAGAGUUGAGUUUGUAUCAUGCGACUUUUUGUGUGUCUACUGUUGUCAUUUGCAGAGAUAUGGGAUACGGAAGGUCAAGCGAAUAUGUAUCUCAGCCGUCCAGUCCGAAUAGAAGAUUUCCCAUAUAUGGCGAGCGUGUUUGUUAAUGACCAGUUUGUGGGUGCGGCGGUCAUAAUUAGCAGAGAGUUCGCUCUCGGCAACAUGCACUACUUUUUUGGGGCGUACUCAUACGACGUACACCUGAGGGUCGGCCACGCCAAUAGAGAUGAAGGGGAGAAGGUGGAGGUGAAAGACUUCUUCCAACACGAGGAGUUCCAGUUCUCUGCAGAUUACGACAUUUGCCUCAUACAGUUCCUGGAGAAGGUCAAGUUCGGGCCCAAAGUGGGGGCUAUUAACCUGUCGCUGCUGCCUCCUCCUGCCGGGCUUCGGGGGGAGGUGCUCAGCUGGGGACCUGUCAUUGCGAAGGGAACUACAGAACUUCAUGCUGUCAUGAUGUCCACUAUGACGUCUGCCCAGUGCCAAGCUACAGCAACCGAGGCAGUCACUGACAGACUCACGUGUAUUGCCAAUCCCACUGUCCAUCUUUGUGAGGAAGACCUUGGAGCACCUUUCGUGGUAGAUGGAAAGUUGAUGGGACAGUAUGUAGGAGGCUUCCCCACAUGCCAACCCCAGAACGUCCUGUUCUCCAAGAUAUCUCAGUACAAAGACUACCUGGUCUUGCUGGUUGAUAUGGCAAGGCACCCCAAGAGCUACGAACCCAUCAGCCACAUGAGUGAAGAACAGAUAGAAACUUGAUGACGCUCCCAUGUUAUACGAUUCAUUGCAUCAUCUACGUCUUCUAGAAUUGAUGAAGCUACGCCAAAUACGCCAAUAUUGUAACGAAAUACAGUAUAAUCAUUUAAUUGUCAGACAACACUGCAUCAGCUCAAUUAAUAUUUUAGAAAACAAUAAAUAAAAUGUAAAGUUUCAGCAUUUGAUUCAAUGGAUUGGCUGAAAUACACCCAGUUGUCAAUACACCAAGGCAAAAGUGCCAACAUCUGGAAAUUGUUUGUUAAUCUGGUAAUGGAUAGUACAAUGGAGAUUCCGACAGUCGGCUGUGUCAAUAUUUACCUGUUGCUCUGUAGGAACGGAGCCGUAGUAAUCAAUCAGAGUAUGUCCUAUUGAAAUUAGUCAUAUCUUGUUACAGAAGAGAAAUAAAUAUUUGUUUCCAUGUUACAAAGCGAA